AUGUUAUUUGAUCUUAAUGAAGUUCCUACAGAAGAUGAUCUUGUAAAUACUUCUACAGCCAAUGACAGAGAAGAAGGGGAAUUGACNGAGUCUGAUGCUUGUGCCAAGGAUAAUUCUGACUACAAGGGUANNUUGCNGCGAGAGCAGGGGAUGACGGAAACUGCAAUAGAAUCGGUGAAAGAUGAUGUACAAGAACAAGGUUUGGCGGUGAAGCAGAGAGAGGUUAAAGGAGUUGAAGCAAGUUAUGCAAUUAAGUGUGCUAAUACCACUGUGAAACGAAAGAUGGAUCCACGUAAAGAGGCAAUGUUGGGAAAGAAACGCAGUAGGCAGACCAUGUUUCUUAAUCUGGAAGAUGUUAAGCAAGCAAGUUCUGUUAAGACAUCAACACCUAGGAGACAGAACUCUGCACAACCUGUCCUUUCGGACUCCCGUCUAGCUAAUCCACCUGCUGAGCAUGGAGGAGAAAUUCAAAGCCGCGGCUUAUAUAAAGAUCAAAAAUCAAUCGAUUUUCCUUCUAAUGGUGGUAUACAUCCAGAAUCCUCUGAACAGAAGUCCGAAAGUAAUGGCGAAUCAUAUUCGGGUUUACUUGGUAAGCCUAGGAGGCUGAACGGGGAUGGAGGACCUUCUGCUGAUGGGAUGGGAACAUCUGUGUCAAGGCAGGCUUCUUGGAAGCAGCCUACCAAUUCACGGCAGCCCAAGAGCGGUCAUUCAUCUAGUAGAAAAGUACCUUACAGCCAAAGUACUUUCAAGAAGCCAGCCACAACUAGGACCCAGUAUCAGGAUACAUCAGUGGAGCGUCUUAUACGAGAGGUGACCAACGAAAAGUUCUGGCGUCAUCCUGAGGAUACUGAGCUCCGAUGUGUACCUGAGCGGUUUGAAUCUUUGGAAGAGUAUGCCAGAGUUUUUGAACCCUUACUUUUUGAGGAAUGCCGGGCACAACUUUACAGUACAUGGGAAGAGCUGGCUGAGGCAAAUGCAUAUGUGAAAGUUCAAAUCAAAUCCAUCGAAAGAAGAGAGAGAGGAUGGUAUGACGUUAUACUCCUGUCUUUAAACGGCAGUAAAUGGGCUUUCAAGGAGGGAGAUGUUGCAGUUCUUUCAAUUCCUGUGCCUGAAUCAGAAGAGCACGAGGAUGUGGGACGUGUAGCUGGUACAGUUAGGAGACAUANACCAAUUGAUACCCGUGAUCCUCUUGGAGCUACUCUUCAUUUCUAUGUUGGAGAUUCUGGUGGCACUAGCAGCAAGAUUGAUGAUAAUCAUAUUUUACGGAAGCUUAAACCUAAGGAUAUCUGGCAUCUAACAGUGCUUGGUUCACUUGCAACCACACAGAGGGAAUAUGUUGCACUGCAUGCGUUCUCUCAACUUAACCCACAGAUGCAAAAUGCCAUUCUCAAUCCCAGUCCGGAGCAGUUUCCUAGUUAUGAAGUUCAAACCCCUGCAAUGCCUGAUUGUUUCACUACUAGCUUUGUUGACCAUUUACGUAGGAGCUUUAAUGCUCCGCAGCUGGCUGCAAUCAACUGGGCUGCCAUGCAUACUGAAGCUGGGACUAGUAGUGGGGUGAAGAAGCAAGAACCAUGGCCAUUCACUCUGGUUCANGGCCCUCCAGGAACAGGCAAGACACAUACAGUUUGGGGAAUGUUGAAUGUCAUCCAUUUGGUUCAGUAUCAACAAUAUUACACUUCGUUGCUGAAGAAACUAGCACCUGAGAGCUAUAUACAAGCUAAUGANUGCAGNUCGGAUAAUGUUUUGUCAGGAUCUAUUGAUGAAGUCCUACAAAANAUGGACCAGAANCUGUUUCGCACCUUGCCCAAACUCUGUGCUAAACCAAGGAUGCUCGUNUGUGCUCCUUCAAAUGCUGCAACUGAUGAACUUCUUUCNCGUGUCCUNGAUCGUGGUUUCAUUGAUGGGGAGAUGAGGGUAUAUCGCCCUGAUGUUGCUCGGGUUGGUGUUGAUUCUCAAACGCGAGCNGCUCAAGCAGUUUCUGUGGAGCGAAGAAGUGAUCAGCUAUUAGCUAUAUCUCGNGAUGAGAUUCUACGACACAUGCAUAACCUCAGACUUCAAGAAACACAGAUUUCUCGAGAUAUAGCUGGACUGAAAANGGAACUUAAUGCUGCAGCCUUNGCUACACGUUCUCAGGGAUCUGUUGGAGUUGACCCUGAAGUCCUUANAUCUAGAGACCAGAAAAGAGAUGCAUUGUUACAGCACCUUUCUGCUGUGGUUGAAGCCAGAGAUAAAGUCCUUGUUGAAAUGUCUCGCCUUCUUAUUGUGGAGGNAAAGUUUCGUUCUGGUAACAAUUUUAAUCUNGAAGAAGCUCGAGCGAGUCUCGAGGCAAGUUUUGCAAAUGAGGCUGAAAUUGUUUUUACNACUGUAUCAAGCAGUGGUCGUAAAUUGUUUUCUCGUCUUACCCAUGGCUUUGAUAUGGUUGUNAUUGACGAGGCUGCCCAAGCUAGUGAAAUUGGAAUUCUUCCUCCCCUGGCCCUUGGUGCUGCGCGAUGUGUACUUGUCGGCGAUCCUCAGCAGCUUCCUGCAACNGUGAUUAGCAAAGCAGCUGGAACCCUUUUAUACAGUAGAAGUCUCUUUGAAAGGUUUCAGCUAGCAGGUUGUCCGACNUUGUUGUUAACUGUUCAAUAUAGAAUGCAUCCUCAAAUCCGNGAUUUUCCAUCAAGGUACUUCUACCAAGGACGCCUCACAGACAGUGAAAGUAUAUNNAGUGCUCCCGAUGAGAUUUACNAUAAAGAUCCUGUCCUUAGGCCUUACCUCUUCUUCAAUAUCAGNCAUGGACGGGAGUCUCAUGGAGGUGGNUCUGUAUCUUACGAGAAUGUUGAUGAAGCUCGAUACUGUGUUGGGGUGUACAUGCAUCUUCAGAAAACUCUGAAGUCNUUGAAUGCGGGUAAAGUCUCUGUUGGGGUAAUAACGCCNUACAAACUGCAGCUGAAAUGNCUGAANCACGANUUUGGCAANGCUUUGGGCCAAGAUGAACUGAAAGAGUUGUAUAUCAAUACUGUAGACGCGUUUCAGGGUCAAGAACGUGAUGUCAUAAUCAUGUCAUGUGUGCGUGCUUCUGGUUACGGGGUUGGCUUUGUUUCAGAUAUCCGACGGAUGAACGUUGCCCUUACCCGUGCAAGAAGAGCUUUGUGGGUGAUGGGAAAUGCAUCAGCGCUGAUGAAGUCUGAGGAUUGGGCAGCGUUGAUCACUGAUGCCAGAGCCAGGAACUGUUUUAUGGAAAUGGACUCUCUUCCCCAGGAUUUUCCACUUCCGAAGGUACCUGACUAUAAUCCGAAGGCGCCUAUCGCAAGAGGUUUCAGAUCAGGUGGAGCAAGAAUUAGAUCUUUUGAUAGGCAAACUGAAUCCAGUUCAGGGACAACAACGUCAGAAGACAACGAGAACACAUCGACAUUUGCAAGAAAUGAUCAUCUUCGAAGAAAUGAUGAUUCUGAGGUUAGACAUAGGGAUGCCCGUCCGCAGCACGGAAAUCAGAGGAAGACAAAUUUUGGACGGGAUUUGGCUAGACGAGACAGAGAAGAAGGGGAGCAUGAAAGCUCGGUGGAAUGA
Arabis nemorensis is the source of this 3549-nucleotide messenger RNA. The record is from the annotation of a GenBank genome assembly. Lineage: Eukaryota; Viridiplantae; Streptophyta; Magnoliopsida; Brassicales; Brassicaceae.